AUGAAGCGACUUCAGCAGACUUCUAUUGACAGUUUUAUCGGGACCGUCAACAAAAAAAGUAAGUCAAGUGUUAUCAAUGAAAGUAGUAUUCCAGAAUCAACAAGUAAUGAUCCACCUUCAGCACCAGCUUGUAGUUCGACCUUUAACAUUGAUACACCUAAAUUGGCUGAACCUGAGGCUGAGCUUGAGUCUUCGUUAAAGAAAAACGAUUAUAGUUUACUGGAUAUUGGAAAUUUUAUAGACAAGCUCUAUGAAUACAUAGUUGAAGCUCUUGAGGUUCUUCAAGAGAAACCUAACAGAGAGACUUCAGUUCAGGCUUUACAACUAUCUUCCACUAUUAUGAAUUCAGAAUUUAUUAUCACUCUUUUAACACUGAAUAACUUAUUCUCUUUUACCGUAAACUUAACAAAAAAUCUUCAGAAAAUUAAUGUAGAUUUGGUAGCGUGUGUUGAAUACGUCGAUUUAUUAGUACAGUCGAUCCAGUCAUCUAGAGACACUUGCGACAGAUCUUUUAAUAAUAUUUAUAAAGAAGCAGAAAAGCUUGUUUUGAAUAUUGGUGGCCAGAUUGCAAAACCAAGAACUGUAAGUCGUCAAACUCAGCGUGGAAACAUUCCGGCUGAAGAUGCUGAGCAAUACUAUCUUAGAAAUCUGUAUAUUCCAUUUAUCGAUCACAUUUUAGUUGAACUAAAAGAUCGUUUUUCUGAACAUCACAAAUUCAUUUCCCACUUGCAGUUACUUAUACCAGAAAAAUGUGUAAUCGCUAAAGCUAAACUCGAAACUUUUAAACAAAUUUGUGAAUUAUAUGACAAACAUUUUUGUUCAUUCUCGGCAGAAUUUCAUGUGUGGCAGAACAAGUGGAUUAAUGCCAAUUGUAAUAAUGAUAAUCUCCCGAGAACUGCCAUUGAGGCUUUUCUUAAUGCAGAUGGCUCGUUUUUCCCCAAUAUUAAGGACCUACUACAAAUACUGGCAACUUUGCCUUGCUCUACGGCAACUCCAGAAAGGACAUUUUCAACGCUAAGACGUUUAAAAUCUUGGUUAAGAAAUUCCACCCUUAAUGAAAGAUUAAACGGAUUAGCACUAAUGUCGGUACAUAGAGAUAUUCGAAUAAGUUCUGAAAACGUAAUAGAAAGAUUUUGUCUUAAAAACCGCAACAUACCUUUAUAA
Diabrotica virgifera virgifera (western corn rootworm) is the source of this 1164-nucleotide messenger RNA. Its product is annotated as 52 kDa repressor of the inhibitor of the protein kinase-like. The record is from RefSeq and is a predicted model, not a curated record. The coding region runs from base 1 to 1164 and encodes 387 amino acids. The transcript is spliced from 2 exons. Gene Ontology annotation, molecular function: protein dimerization activity. NCBI's taxonomy places the organism in Eukaryota, Metazoa, Arthropoda, Insecta, Coleoptera, Chrysomelidae.